AUGGAUGAGAAUGAAGAAAUUGAGGAGGAGUUUGAGGAGGAAGAGGAGAUUUUUGAGGAAGAGGUAAGUAAAUAUUAUAUUGCGAGAUCAACACAACACACCAUCGUUGUCUUAGGUACUCAGACUAUUGCUGGUUUUGACAGUUGAAUAAUUUACACACAUUUCAAUCGGUUAGGCCUUGUGGGCCCUCCAAACUGGUUUUGGGGUCAAUUCAAGGAAAAUUGGAAUAGGAGUCAGAAUUUCAGUUUACUUCCUGAAUUGACUGAAUUGAAAUGGAAUUGGAACCCCAAACCCAUUCCAAACCCACUACCAAUGUUCUUAGGUCUGAGUUCUAUGGCCCCAGUGGGCUUCCCUGGCCCUGGUACUGGUAGGUCUUCAGGUUAACUAGCUAGCUUUACUCAGUCCCUAUGAAUAGGCAACUUAGUUUUGAUACCACCCCAGUCAGCAGUUCAGGAGUCCAGGUGUCUCUGAGCUGUGAGCAGGGUUAGAUUCUGUUUCCGAAGAACACCCAUCUUCCUAUAUGCUAGCUAUAGACAUGGCCCUGGCCAGCCCUGUACAGCCCAGAGAACUGUAAAUCAGACCAGGGACCAGCCAUUAAAAUCAAAACCCCUGCCACUUUCCUCUUUUCUUUGACAUUUUAAAGCCCAGUUAUGAACAUAAAAAGAAAUCACACCCUUUUGUUUACAAUGACCAUCGCACUUAAUCAGUGCAAAGUUCAAAAUGGGAAAACUCCUUUAACUUGAUAGUCGAUAGAAGUAGUAUAAGUACACUUUACCUGACCAACCACCUUAUACUACUGACAACUAUAGGAGCUGAUGUAAUAGGCCUAGUUAUUACACAACAGACAGUGUGUUUAUUUGUCUAAACUUUAUGUUGUUGAUAACUUAUAGGGGAACCCAAAAAUUUUUCUUCCUAAUUGAGGAUGUGGAAGGAACUUCUGAUUUGUUAUUGUUAAAUAUUCAAAACAUUUAGAAAAAUGGGUCAAAACCUCUAACUACAGUAUUUGGAAAGUUAUUGUUUGGUUCCCAUAUAACAUAUCAACUUUUUCAAAGAGAUUUAUCUAUCUUUAAUGCAAAAAUGUAAAUCCUUUGUAAUGCAGAAAAAAAAGACUAUCCUCAAAAUCGAAACACUCUGAUUUCACUACUACUUUCAUCUACACUUUGGAGGACAUUUUUAAAGAGAUUACUUUGAUCUUAAUAGUAAGAUGGCUUCUUUCAUCUGAUCUACAGGCUGGGGAGAAACGUACAGCUGUGCAUGUUAUAGGAUAUACAGUACUCUACAUUGCAGAUAAUAACUGGGUGGAUUGUACAGUCAUUCAGGACAACAGUUUUUUAAGUGGUUAUUGAUAUGGAUUAUACUGUACUAAGUAUUUAAUAUUCAGCAUUUAACGAUUUGAACAAAAUUACUUUCUCGAGAUAGUACAUUGUUUUAUGUUAUGCUACUUUACCCUCUUAAUGUUAAUCAAGUUUAAGAUCAUUUCAACUUCCAAUUUCACAGUAUAUUUUUCUCCCAGUAAGGGAAAUAUUGACUUUGAGCUCUGAGAUGUGGCUGUUAAAACUCUUAGGACGGGACAGGACAUACACAUUUAGCAGUGGACAUAGUGAGAAGUGCUGCCUGCUGUAAAUCACCCGGAGGAAGCUCCAGCAGCCCGGCCGAGGGUCUGCUAACAUCACUCAUAGGAUGUGCUUAGGAGGUUGAUGCGUGUAUAGAGAAACCAACAGGCAACUUGCAGCUAGCUAGAGGAGGAAGGCAGAUCUAAGCUCUGUAGCAGCAGAAUCUUAGCCUGAUCCCAGAUCUGUUUGUGAUGUUUUGCCAACUCCUGACUAGAAGAUUCUACCUGUUCUCUGUCCUCCAUUGUUUAUUGUCAUUACUAAAACCUGUUGGGGAACAACAAGGCGGGUGGGGGGUAGUUCAUGUACCUGUAUGAUUCUCCUCCUGUCUUGUAGAGUCAGAAAACAGCCUCUUACAACUGUUGUUUAAAGUGUUUGCGAUUUUUCCCCAGCUCUGGUCUCUCAGUGGUUCAAUAGGCUGUUUGGCAUAUGAAUCGCAGACCUAUGUUGUGUCGUGACGAUAAUGAUGAUGAUUCUGACCAUUAGUUCAAGGGUUUUCUAUACCGUUCCAUCAGUAGGGUUAAACAUGUUCAUGGGCUGUCCCCUAUUAAUGGUAUGGCAAUGAGUACCUUCCUGAGUUAGAGAACAAUGUAGUCUCACUCUCAGGUCACUCACUGGUUAUAAUUUUGGCUUAGUUCAAGUUAGACACAGGCUAUUCAGGGAACAUGUGUGAGAAUGUUUUUAGUUUAGUAGAGUAUGUUGCUCCGAUUUAAGCUAAUAACAAGGAGAUUUAUUAGAAUAAUCACUAAGGAUUAAAACAGUUUUAGCUGUCUUGUUGAUAUUUGGAUUCAUAGCGACUAUUUACAACAAGGACAAUGGACAUGUAAAUGGCAUAACCAACAAGAAUAGCCAGUGAGGUCAUGUGAGGGUGCAUAUAUUCCCAGGGAUGGUUGGACAGAGGGUUCUGUCUGUCAGACCUGGGAUCAAAUACUAGAAUCUUUCACAUACUUUUAGCGUUUGCUUUAACCUGGAGUGACAGGUGGGCAGGGUUUGCCUUUUUGCAAAUAUUCUAUUGUUUCCAUUGUCCCAGACAAACUCACUCAGUCAAGACCACCUAAAGUAUUUGAAAUUAUUGUAAGAUGUAUUUGAACCCAGGUCUGGUCAGAGGGCUCUGCCAGAUGUAGGCAGGCAACCAGCAGGCAGUCAGUCAGGCAGACAGAGCCGUCAGUCAGGCAGACAGAGCCGGCAGUCAGGCAGUCAGUCAGGCAGUCAUUCAGGCAGACAGAGCCGUCAGUCAGGCAGUCAUUCAGGGCUAUUAUAGGCUCCUACUCCUCUUUCCCCCUGGAAUAGAGGCUUCAUUACACUCUUCAGUAAUCACAGCAUAUUCCAGGAUCCAAAAGGACACCUUCAAAGUCACUGGAGGGAUCAGGGAUAUAUGGAACCUUUUAUUACUUUAUAGUGAAUGUAAUUAUUAUAUCAUUAUGCUAAUUGCAGAAUAUUUGACUUAGCUACUACAACCAGAUAAUUGUGGUGACAGUGCAGAUGAGUAUUAAGUGAGUAUAAGUAUGAGUAUUACUGUUUAUCAAUGUUGUUUACAGUAUAACAAUUAUUGCACCAGAGAAUUAUUGCACCAGAGCUGGGGGGAAAACUCAAUCCAAUACACAUUUGUGAUAUGUCUUCCUUUUACUUGUAAUGGUGAUUUUGAAACCAGCGAGUUGUUCCUAUAUUUAUAGUAUUUUGAGGAGACGGUGACUUCGACCACCUCUCACCAGACCACAACUCAGGUGGGAGCAGAGGUAAAGCAACAGGUAGAAGACAACAGUGAAAUAAACAGCACAAGCAGCUCAUGAUGCUUCGGUUGUGCUUGCAUGUCAUGGGGGUUAUUCCAUAGACGUAGGCCUAACGAAGGAGAGAAAUUCUAGAAAGGAUACUGUUUAAAAAAGCGAUAUGUGUGACCCCGUGGAUUAUUAAACAAACUACCUUGUUUAACAAUUCACAAUUUACUCAAGUCGAGGAAGACAUUUUUUUUGCCAUUCCAAAAGUGAGUUCCCAAACAAAAAGGCGAUUGUUUGGGUAAUUCACAAAUCACGACUUCAUGUAAAAUGUUCUCAGUUAGCCACAAGGCUAGUGAGUGAUUGAUGAAAUAGCCCUCAUAUAGGCAGAUGUUGCUAAAUGAUGCAUGCAGUCAAUUGUGUCUUACUCACCCCUGCUUUUGUCCACUGGCUCAUUCAUGGCCAGUCUCUCCUUUCCUUCCCUUCAGUCUCCUUUCCUUUUCAUUUCCUUCGUUCAUUCCCUUUCCCUCAGUCCCUUUCAUUUCCUUCAUUCAUUCCCUUUCCCUCAGUCCCUUUCCUUUCCUUCAUUCAUUCCCUUUCCCUCAGUCCCUUUCCUUUCCUUCGUUGAGUCCCUUUCCCUCAGUCCCUUUCCUUUCCUUCGUUCAGUCCCUUUCCCUCAGUCCCUUUCUUUUCCUGUAGCCCUGAUAAUAAGUCUUAUCCUCUGUCCCUACUAGACCUUAACCUAGCCAAUACCAUGUUAUCUCCCAUCCCAUUACCUCCAUGUAGAAUGACAUAGUUUUCUAAUCAUUCCAUGUAAUGCCUUGAUGAUAGAGUCAAAUACCACAAUUAGUAGCCUAAGGUAAUAUUUUUUUAAUCAGCCAUUGCAUUGAAUUCUUGCAGGUAAGUGAACUUGGUUGCAGAGUAGCAUGAACUAGCCUAAGUCAUUGUUGCUUUCACAUACAUGUCCCUUUUGUAAGAGACUUAGGAUAGUCAAAAUGUAAUUCACUUUUUUACCCGUUUAUUUAUAUUACACUUAGUAUAAUAUUACAAUUCUGUCAUUGUUAUAGGAGCAUUGAUUCCGUCUUGUUUCUGGUUUCUCCGUAUUGUCUCGCUAGCCUCUUUGUUGUAAGUGGAUGUGUACCUCUGGUCUGGUUUCCUGUCAUAAAGGACCAACAGCCAUAGUUUGUCACAUGACUAACAGCCUUACCACUGUUCCCCAGUCUGGUGUUCCUGUGAGAAGAGUCGUCAGGAAGAAGGCUAAGGUGGACACCUCCAAGUUCAUGACUCCUUACCUGGCCCACAGCCAGAAGAUGCUGGACUUGUUCUCCUACGUAAGCAAGCCCAUUACAACCAGGUCAUGUUCAUUAGGGUACAUCGUAGCAAAAUGUUUUGAAAAGUCCAGGUAGUCCCUUUUCUGUUUCUGUCAGUAUUCUUCCGUAUAUUGCCUAAUGAAGAGAACCCAGGUCAAAUGCUUUUUUCACCACCACCCCUCCCCCCUUUGGUUCAUGAGAGAAAUGGGUGGUCCUCUGUAGCUCAGCUGGUAGAGCACGGCGCUUGUAACGCCAAGGUAGUGGGUUCGAUCCCCGGGACCACCCAUACACAAAAAAUGUAUGCACGCAUGACUGUAAGUCGCUUUGGAUAAAAGCGUCUGCUAAAUGGCAUAUUAUUAUUAUUAUAUUAUUAUAUUAUGCUCACCAGAGUUUGAUUAUGAUGUUAUAUUGUUCCGAUGUGUCCCUAACAGAACAAGUACCGUCAUGCCUAUGACAAGGCUAAGGGGAAACCCUAUGCCAUCUCGGCUGACACCCCUGAGAUGGUGAGGAUCAAGAAGGCUCAGGAACAGCUGUCUGAGGUAUGGAGGCCUCUGUUCUAUUCUGUCGAGUUCUCUGAUAGAUAUCAUAUAUCACAGUCUCAGUCAAUGUUGCAAUGUCACUAAUAAUAAUAUAAAAAUACAACUUUGGUCAAAUUGACACUUGACUCAUUGACCCUACCAGGUGAAGUACCGGAUGGAGGGCAAUAAGGUCAGGUGUACCAGUUUGUACGAUGGGGAGGCCAGAGAGAUCGCCCAUGUCAAGCAUGUCUCGGAGCUGAUCAGCAAGGUUCUGUACAGGGCGAAGUGGGAUGAGACUAAGGACAGGUACUUGCUGCCCCCUGAUGCCCCUGAGCUUGUCCUGGCUGUGAAGAACGCUGCAAACUAUAGCAAGGUAACUUCAUACUGAACAAUACUCAGCCUUCACUCUAGUGGUGCUGUUACAACACUUGUCCCAGGCUGAUUUAUUUAGUCGUAUGAGGUUAUAGUAAUAUUUUAUAUGUAGAUUACUCAAUUCACAUUAAUCUAGAUUGAUCUAAGUAAUUCAUAUUUACUCAAAACAGAUAGAUUGCUUUUCAAUAUUUGAGCCGAUGCAGCUUCUCUUUUUGUUUUUCUGUGGGAUCAGAAACUGUACACGGAGGCCUGGGAUGAGGACAAGACCAUGUGCUACCCUUACAGUGACUCGCCUGAGCUGCGCAGGGUGGCAAAGGCACAGGAGGUCCUCAGUGAUGUGAGUACUGCAACUAUCAAAACUAUUCUGUUGUAUUCUAUUCUACACUUAACUACACUUUUACUUGUGAUUGCAGCAAGUUGAUAUCAGUGUUAUUAGGUCAGUUUUAUAGUACUGUUUUAUAGUUACUGUAAGUUAUAUUCGAACAGCAUUAAUUUCUUACACUGAGUGAUUGUUAUAACCGUUUGUUCCAUGAUGUAAAUGUUUUAAGUCAUAAAUAUCCUUCUCAACAACACUAUUCCUAGAAUGCAGUGAUUGCGUCAGUCAGUCAGCUGAACCACGUCCACGAGUGUGGUGGUUCACUUUGUGCAAUUCAUUGCUCACAUCACAUUACUUGGCAGUAAAACAUCCUACAUCAAUCACACUUCAUGAAAACACUGUUUACCCCCUUCAUUUAAAAACUCUAUUUUUGCUUCCUGAGCUUUUGGGUUUCUGCUGACUCAGAUGUUCCAUAUGGAACCAUUUCCUCUCAGCAACUAUUUCUACAUGUAGGAUGCAAUUAAAAUGGUCACUGCUGUCGCUCUUUUAUUGAAUUGAACUUCAGAUUUCCGCUGAUCCAAUUUAUUGGCUUAUCCAAUUAGAUAUCAUCAAGCAGAACAUUACCACAUGUAGCUAACAGGCACGUGGCAUAGUGGCAUAGCUAACAGGCAUGUGGCAUAGUUGACCGUGUCAAAGGUCAACUAUUGAUUAAAGAUACAUCUCAUCGUGGCCUGGGGUGUCUAGCGAUCAUUGCUGCUGCCUUCAGAGCGGAUAAGCUGGUGUUAAUUUGGGUUUGAAUCUUCUAACACACUGUCCUCCUUACUUUCCUGUCUCUCUUCCGGAUCUCUGUGUCUCUUCUGUUCCUCUCACCAUUCUGUUCUGUUUCUCCCCUAUGCUGCAGAUCCUGUACAAGAAGGGUCAUGCUGAACGCACAGCAAAGUACACCUCGCUGGCUGUCCCUAAUGAUAUGGAGUUGGCCAAGAAAAAUUUCGAACAGCGCAGUGACGUAAGUGGUGUGACACAAACACACAAAACACACACACACACACACACACACACACACACACACACACACACACACACAUACACACACACACUGAUUGAUCGACAAUUGCUUCUCUGUCAUUGCAUCAAGCAAUCACUCAUCAUCCUUGACAACGUUGUAAUGUAGACAUUUGAGAGAAUCAUUAUCAUAGCCCUCAGCUAUCGAGUCCUGACGGAGAGGACAGGGUGGACCAGUGGGUGCUGUCAGUCACUGCCUGACAUGUGUGAAGUCCCCAGCCCUGCUGUCCUUGUCCCUGGGAGACAGAGGGGGUAUGACUGCCACCUGCUCCAUGAUAUUAUUGGAAGGCAGCAGCCCUAUUCUGGCAGACAGACGUGGAGCAACGACAAUAGCCUGAGAUUAUUUGAAAUCCCCACCGCUCCCAACAUGUUUUAUACUCCCCCUGUAGUUGCAGAGGCCUCUACAAUUCCAGCAUCCAUCUAUAAUGUUCAUAUUAUUCUGUUUUGAAUGACUUUUAAGGCAACACUUUGACAGAUAAUAUUUGAAGUAUUUCUUGAUUGUGUCAUGCCUCGAUUUUGCAAUCUUAGUUCAGUAUCUAUAGAAGCAAAGCUUUAGUUCUUCUUAUUUUAAAUGACCCAAUGUCUGACUUUUCCUUGCUUUUCUCUUGCAGCUCAAGUAUCAUGAGGACUACAACAAGAACGUCAAGGGCCACUGGUGCGAGACGCCCUACAUUGAUGUGGCCGUUGCCAGGGUGGCUAUGGACAACAUCAGCAAUGUAAGAGCCCACAAUUGUAUAGCAUAUAGUUAUUGGCAUAAUUUACAUUACAGUAUGUGUUCAUCAAAUCAUAACACGUCAUAUCUAUAUUUGUCUUUUCUCAUUUCAGAAAAAGUACACGGCUGCGUAUGAGGACAUAAAAGACCAAAUAAAUUUUAUGCAAACAGAGACGCCAGAAUACAAACAGAACAAGAAGGCUGGUCACGCUGCCAGCUCGGUGAGUCUAUGAGCCCUCAAAGAGAGGGACAUGAAGGAGCACACACAACACACACAACACACACCAAACCAACCAGCUAACCAACCAGCUAACCAACCAGCUAACCAACCAACCAGCUGUCUACUGCUUCUCUCAGAGAGAAGAAGCAGGGAAAGUGGGUGCUGGCUGAGUAUAUUUUUAUAGAUCCAUCUCAUGCGGCAGCAAGCAGAGAGACACACGACACUGCUUUGACCUCCAGCUCUAAACAGAGCGUGAGUCAACACUGUGACUCUUUUGUCACGCAGACAUCAAGAUGUGCCCACACAUGUUCUGUACCCAGAAUCAGAACACUAGAUAAAGAAUAAAUCACUGUCGUCAAACAGUAGUUUAAAUACAUUUAGGCUAUACCGUAGGUGGUAACAAAACUGUAGCUUUUUGCCUAUUAGCAUUUUUCAAUCAAAUGUUUCAAAACACGGCUUCAUCCACAUACCAACGCAGACGGACAUGUAAAUCCGAAAUGUGCAAUGAUGAGUAAUUGUAUUAACCUUGACAUGAAUCACUGUAUCACAGCAAACCAUAUAUAUAAUGUAUUGACGGACCCAUUCUUCUCUCCUCAGAUCAAAUACAAGAAGGACUAUGAGAAGAGCAAAGCGGUGGCUGACUACAACGUUCUCCCAGCCUCCGACAACCCUCUGCUCAGGCAGCUGAGAUACGCUGGCACCAUCUUGAGUGACGUAAGUGUCUAAGUCGGAGAGACUGAACCAUUGGUCCGAACAGGUGUCAUACUCAAAUAGACUAAAGUUACAGGAAGCUAAACAAUCACAUCUCUUCUAUGAGAGGCAGUCAUUAGUUACAGAAAAUCAUUCAGUAUCCCAUCCCAUGUUCUGGCAGACAACAACAGUUAUCUUUCAUCUCCGUUCUCAAAAGUCACUACUCGUGUUUCAAAUGAACUUGUAUAGUGUUUACUUGUACACUUUUAGCUAGACAGUUGGCAGUUUGCUAGUUCGACAGUUUGCUAUUUGGCUGCUAACAGGGUAUACGUUUUCACAGCAGAUUCUUGCUAGUUAAAUCAUGACAGUGAGUAAGGGUGCACCCCCCUCUUACUGAAUUAUUAAAUGAGUGGUGAUAAUCAAGACAUUCAAGAGCCACUUAUUCUGUAGUUAACCCACUGAAGGUGUAACAUGACCCCAAGCACUACUUUGAUGAGUCUAGUUAGUUACUAGUCACUCACUGUCCAUUUGUUAAUAAUUAGUGUAGCCAUUCACAGAAUCUUAUAUUUGGAAAUAAUGGUUUUACUCAUUUUGCCGAAUUUCAUAAAUUGAAAGCCAAAUACUAACUUUGAUAUGAAUUUGAGGCAUAUAACUACUUUUGUUUGCCAUUGUUUUCUGCUCAACAUUUCUCCUCUGAUCACUCCCUUUGCAGAAAGUGUACAAGGCCAGCUAUGAGAAAUCCAGGGGGUCCAGUAUCAACUACUGUGACACGCCCAAAUUCAAGAUGGACUCUGUUGUACAGAAGUUCAGUGACGUGAGUAUUCCUUUCAUUGUCUUCACUGAUGAGGUUAAUGAUGUUCAUGUUUUUUUUUUUAUUGUUCAACAAAUCAUUGUACAGUACAUUUUACAUUUACAUUUCACAUUUUAGUCAUUGAGCAGACACUCUUAUGCAGAGCGACUUACAGUUAGUGCAUUCAUCUUAAGAUAGCUAGGUGAGACAACCACAUAUCACAGUCAUAGAAAGUACAUUUCUUCUCAAUAAAGUAGCGAUCAGCAAAGUCAGAGCUAGUAAGAAAAGACAAGUGUGAGUGUUAGUUCAAGAAAGACACUACGAAUGGCAGCAACAACCCGACUGAUCAUUUAAAGUGGAUCUCCUUUAUUGUAUGUAAGAGGCAAAUGGAUCUUACAUGGAUUCAUCUUUACUCCCUCUAUCUCCCCUCACAGGUGCAUUAUAAAGACAAGUAUAAGAACGAGGUGAAGGGACGCUAUAUUGGCAGCUAUGAGGAUAUCUACAUGCUUCACUGCAAGAAAAUGGAGGAGAUCAAGAGCGAAGUAAUUAAUGUUGCAUUGUUUUUGUUUUGUUCUCUCCUCUAAUGCAUUGUUAAGAGUAAGACAUUGAUUGUCUCUCAAAUGGCACCUUACUCCCUAUAUAGAUUACUACUUUUAUCCAGGGCCCACUGUACGACAGGCAAGUUCACUCUCAAUGAUUAGAAAGGAAUCAUCUGUUCUUCUGUCUUUUCAGCAAAAUUACAAAGCGGAUUAUGAGGAUAUCAAGACGAGAUGUUUCUAUCCCCAAACCAUGACGGCAGAAUACGAAGCUCAUAAGAAAGUUGCACAGUGUCAAGAUGUAAGUAUGCCUCUUGAAGAAAUAUUGCAAAUUACAACCAGUCAGUUGCACUAUGAUUAGCAUGGAUAAGGCCUUUCAUUGAAAAUUAGAUUGACAUAAUUCUUUGUCUUUUUUAUUCUUGAUAUUGAUAUGUAUAAUUUACAUCUUUUUUUGCAGAAAGUUUACCGGCAACAUCCGGACACAGUGAAAUUUACGCAAGUGACAGACUCGCCUGUUCAAGUGCAAUCCGCCAUCAACGCCAAACAGCUGAGUGAUGUAUGUAUUCAACCUUUACGACAGACCUUAUACGAGUGUUAAGUUCAAUAUUAAAUAGUUACAGUAUGAAAUUACAAUUAGGUCUGUCUGUCUCCCUUGAAAAAUAGGUAUUUUGACCUCAAUGGAACAACCUGCUAAAAAAUAUAUGAUAUAGAAUUUUGUUAGAAUUUUGGAACAAAUACCAAAAAAGAGACCUCAAGGUUGAGCCGUUGCCAUGACACUAAAGGUUCUUGAUGGCUGUUGCCUGAAAAUGUGCUCAUUCAUCCACUUAGCACAUAGCUCAGCUGUCUUCCUGCGGACGCCAUGGAAACCAGAGAGAGCUAUCUCUCUCUCUCUCUCUCUGUAGUAUUAAUAGCAACAUGCGUUCAGUUUGCUGAAAAUAACCCCUAGUCUCAGAUGAGAGGAGGGGGGCUGACAGUUAUGAGAGACAACUCUGAAAAGGAGAGGCUUCACACUCCUCAGAGAUGGGCAGCACUGCCCUCUAGUGGUAUGGAAUGAUCUGUGUAGUAUUCAUAUUCUAUAGCUCUCCUCUGCUGUACAUAGUGCCAACCGUACACUUUCAUGUACCUGACUGUACUGUAUUUUCAUGUGGUUCUUCCUGUCUUUUCCAGCUUAACUACCACGCAGCGUAUGAGUUGGAUAAGUUUAAGUGUGCCCUGCCCCCAGAUUACCCCUUCUUCAUCCAGUCCAGAGUUAAUGCAUUUAACCUUAGUGAUGUAAGUCAAAUUCUGUUGAUGAUACUGUAGGUAAUGUUUUUAUAAUUUAUAAUUUCAUUUGUUAUAAUAUGAUUUGAAAAUAAUGUGCUUGUAUUGACAUAAUUUCACAAUCAUUGUAUUUGGUUAUUGUUGACCCUCAAUGGAUAAACCCUCUGGUUUUUUACUUGCAUGAUACUGAUAUCCUACAUGUAUUUUUAACUCUGCGCAGAAUUGUUACAAGUAUGAUUGGGAGAAAGUAAAAGCCAAGCAGUUCGAGGUCAAGGGUGAUGCUAUCUCGAUCCUUGCAGCCCGUGCCCACACAAACAUAGCCAGUGAUGUGAGUAUGCACUGAAAUAAACAUCUACACUUCCAUGUAAAUGAUUGUUCAUAUUGAUAAUGCUGACUAUUUCCUUUGGUGUACUGUGUAGUAUAGGCAUUCACCUAACUUUUGCUCUUUGCCCUCAGGUCAAAUACAAGAAGGAUUUUGAAAAGAACAAGGGAAAGAUGGUGGGAGCCCUCAGUAUCCGUGACGACCCCAAGAUGCUGCACUCCAUACAUGUGGCCAAAAUACAGAGUGAUGUAAGUCAUUUUCCUGCCAGGGAAUACAGAUUAGACUACAAAUUAGCCGGCAAGCUUAAUCUGGCACAUUUGAAAUGUUGGUUGAUGUGUAUUGUCUUUGACAAACCUUGUUUUAGUAUGAAACAGAAAUAUGAGGACAGUGGCUGUCAGUGUGGCAGGGGUAUAGGCGCUCACUGUGACUCGUCCCAACUUUAUAUUAAAGAAACACUUUUUUAUCAUAGAGAGAAUGUGGUGCCUCACCUUCUAAUUCUCUCAAACUCUCUCCGCAGCGUGAGUACAAGAAGGACUACGAGAAGACAAAGACCAAGUACAUCACCACGCUGGACAUGAUGUCUAACACCCUGGCCAAGAAGUCCCAGGGUAUCGCCAGCAUGGCCGGCUACAGAACCAUCCACAACCGCUACCUCCUGCCCUACGACGCCAUGUCCCUGGACCUGGCCAAGAAGGCCAACAUCAUCCAGAGUGACGUAAGAACACCAUCACCCAGAUUGAUUGAUAGAUAGAUUAAUUACUCUGGUUGAUUUAUCUAAUUGAUUGAUUGAUUGAUUUGGUUUGCUUUCAUCCUAUUAAACGUCUGGGGAAAAGGUUAUAAUAAUAUUGGAGCAUUUCAAAACCGGUAGAAGUAUACUGAAAGUAAUACUCCCACUACUUUAUUUUCCCUCUCUACAGAAUGAAUACCAUUCAGACUACAACAACUUCACCAAGGGAUCUGGUUGGGUCACCUUCGGCUCCAUGGAAGUGGAGAAGGUCAAGAAAGCCGGAGAGAUCCUCAAUGAGGUAGCUACUACAACAUGAUCUAGUUGAAGGUUUAAAUUAAAACACAACAAGAUUGGUUUCAUCUGCUUUGACAUAGGAUGUGUUCCCUUUUCUCCUCUACUUCAGAGAAAGUACCGUCAGCACCCAGACACCAUCCCCUUCACCGCCAUCGCUGACCACCCUGUCAUGAUGCAGGCCCAGGUCAACCAGCUAAUGAGGAGUGAUGUGAGUAUUAUUAUAUUAUUAUUAUUGGAUGAUAGAAUCGUGUUAUUCAGAUAAUUUAGACAUCAUGGGGCGGUUUCCUGAACACAGAUUCAUGUUAGUCCUGGACUAAAAAGCAAUUUCAAUGGAGAUCCUGUGUCGAGGAAACUGUGUACUUCAUAGAGGUUACAUAUUCAACUUAGUACAAAUAUGAUUUUAAAAAAAUAUAAAUAAAGAUGAAACAAUCAGUAAUUAAUGUAUUACUAUUUUAUAUCUAUAAAUAUGUGUUUGUGUACUCAUUUGUAUUUGUAUUCUUCUUCCCCUGCAGCUUCACUACAAGAAGGGUCUUGAGGAGAUCCACCAGAAGUACUCACUACCCCAUAAUGACCCCCAGUUCCUUCAGGCCAAAUGCAACGCCUACAACAUCAGCAAGGUACUGUUGACCAAGACUAAUAAAUUAUGCCUCAUAUUCAUAUUAAAUAAAUGAAUUGUCAAAUGUUUUAUCAUAUUACCAUCGCCUGCCCUUUAUAUAAAGAGCACACUGCUCUGCACUGUGUAGACAUCUUUCCUCCAAAUACAACUGUGCCUUCUUGGGUGUGCACUGCAUAUAUAUACUGUGUUAUAUUCGUGUCUCAUGGAAACAGUGUAUUUAUAUACCAUAUUGGUUUAUUUCAGAACUACUACAAGCAAAGCUGGGAGGAAACCAUUGCAAAGGGCUACGACAUGAGGUCAGAUGCUAUCUCUGUCAUCCAUGCUAAGCACGGCAGACAUAUUGCCAGUGAUGUAAGUACACAAUAAAUCCCCAGGACAACAUAAAGAGCUAUACUGUAUGUAGUCUGUAUAGUCAACAACAAUGUUCCUACGUUGAAUAGUGUCAGAUGAUCAGAUUAUUAUUUUACUUCUUCCUUUUAGAUCCAGUACAAGAAAGACCAUGUGAAGGGAAGAGGCAAACAAGUCGGCUGCCGUAAUCUUCAGGAUGACCCCUUGCUAGUGCACUACAUGCAGGUGGCCAAGAUGCAGAGUGAGAGGAACUACAAGAAGGACUACCACAAGUCCAAGCUGAAGUACUGCUCCCCAGUUGACAUGAUGAGUGUUGCACAUGCUAAGCAAGCCUCUGCAGUGCAAACCUAUACUGGCUACAGGAAGAUCCAACACCAUUACAGUCUUCUACCAGGGGCCAUGAACCUUGAGCUGGCUCGCACCAUGGACACCAACGCCAGUAGUGUAAGUACUCUGACUCCUACCCAGGGAUAGAGCAAAAUAAUUUUCCGCACUGGCUAGAAGGGCGAUUUCUACCCAGGUGACAUUCUACUAGUGAAGGGUCCAAAAUCUGUGCCAUGUGGUAUUUGAAAAGAUAACAUUUCACUGGCCUGGUGGGCUAGUUUGGCACAUUUUCUACUAGCCUGGUUUAAAAGGUACUAGCCUCAGGCCUUUGGAAACUCUAGCUUCAACUUGUAAGUUGCGAUGCUGCAUCUUAGAUUUUUACUGUAGUGGUUAUUUGCAGCAUUUCUCACAUUGUCUCCUCUCCUUGCCGGAUGCAGUUGAACUACAAAGCGGAUUGGGAGAACUUUGUGAAGGGAACUGGCUGGAUCCCCAUCGGCUCCAUUCCAGUGGAGCUAGCCAAGCAGGCCGGGGCCGUUCUGGAUGAGCACAAGUACAGGCAGCACCCUGAAAACUUUAAAUUCACCAGCAAGAUGGACGGCAUGAAUAUGGAGCUGUGCAAGCAGAACCAAAAGAUUAUGAAUGUUGUGAGUAGUAUUUACUUACUAGAAAGGCCUAAAUCAAAUCUCUAGUUGUCCAUUGAAUUGAAGUUUUCCAUUGAAUACAUUUUGUUGAAAUACAUUUUGUAUUUAAUUCAUUUUGUUGGAUGGAAUUUAAUUGAACUGAAUAGAACUGUUGAUUUAAAUAUGUUGUUGUUAUGAUGUGUUUUUUUGCAGCAUGACUAUAAAGCCAGCGGAGAGAAGUUCCUGCACACCUACAAUCUCCCUGCAGAUGCACCAGAGUUUAUGCAAGCCAAAUACAAUGCUGUCAACAUCAGCAAGGUUGGUUACAUGUUGAUCACAGUCCAUACUAUUAUAUACCUUUGCUAUCAUACACAAUCAAAACACAUAUAUAUUCAUCUUCCAUGCAUUAAUUGAAAUGUGCCUUCAUUUAUACUGUAUAGUUGGUUAUAUGUUGACUGAUCACAGUCCUAUUUUACACAUAUAUAUUCAUUGAAUGCUUUUAAACACAGUUAAUAUACACAUAUUCAUUGACCAUGAUGCAUUAAUUGAAAUGUGUCUGUAAGUAAUGUGUUUAUUUCUCUUUCUCUUCAUCACAGAACUAUUACACGUACGCUCACCGUCAAGACAUUCUGAAAGGACACCAGAUGAAGGCAGACGCCAUCCCCAUCACUGCUGCCAGGGCCUGCACUAAUAUUGCCAGCGAUGUACGUAUGGAUUGGAAGAAAUUGGAAAUCUGUAUUUGGGUUUAUUGAUGAACCAUAAUUGACCAUAAUCAUGACAUGCUAUUCGUGGUAUUUACAUUCAUCAUUGUAUUUCCUGUACAGUACAAGUACAAGCUGGCGUACGAGAAGGGAAGAGGCAAACAUGUCGGCUUCCGCAAUGUUAAGGAUGACCCCUUGCUAGUGCACUACAUGCAGGUGGCCAAGAUGCAGAGUGAGCAGAACUACAAGAAGGACUACCACAAGUCCAAGCUGAAGUACCACUCUCCAGUUGAUAUGAUGAGUCUUGUACAUGCUAAGCAAGCCUCCGCAGCGCAAACCUAUGCUGGCUACAGGAAGAGCCUCCACAACUACACUCUUCUCCCUGAGGCUAUGCCUGUUCAGCUGGCUCGCACCAUGAUGGAGAUCCAGAGCAACGUGAGUUCAUUUCGAUAUCCUUGCCAUUCAAUACCAUAAUGAUGGUACGAAACUGGGCUUGGCUGUGUAACUGUACUAUCGACAAUAGUAGUAAUGGUUUUUGUGAACAAUAGUAUAUUUUGAGUGAGAGAAAGGGUACCUGUCUGAUACCUGUCCUGUCCUGAUACGUGACCUGUUCUGAUACCUGUCCUGUCCUGAUACCUGCCCUCUCCUGAUACCUGUCCUGAUACCUGACCUGAUACCUGUCCUGAUUCCUGUCCGGAUACCUGCCCUGAUAACUGUCCUGAUACCUUCCCUGAUACCUGUCCUGUCCUGAUACCUGUUCUAUCCUGAUACCUAUCCUGUCCCGAUACCUGCCCUGAUACCUGCCCUGAUACCUGUCCUGUCCUGAUAUAGGUCCUGAUACCUAUCCUGUUCUGAUACCUGUCCUGACACCUGUCCUGACACCUGUCCUGAUACCUGUCCUGAUACCUGCCCUGAUCCCUUUCCUGAUACCUGUCCUGUCCUGAUACCUGCCCUGAUACCUGUCCUGAUACCUGCCCUGAUACCUGCCCUGAUACCUGCCCUGUUACCUGUCCUGAUACCUCUCCUGUACUGAUACCUGUCCUGUCCUGAUACCUGUCCUGGUACCUGUCCUGACACCUGUCCUGAUACCUGUCCUGGUACCUGUCCUUAUACAUGUCCUUAUACCUGUCCUGGUACCUGUCCUUAUACAUGUCCUUAUACCUGUCAUGAUACAUGUCCUUACACCUGUCCUGAUACCUGUCCUUAUACCUGUCCUGAUACCUGUUCUAAAACCUGUUUUAAUACCUUUACUGAAACCUGUCCUGAUACCUGUCCUGUCCUUAUACCUGUCCUUAUACCUUUCCUGAUACCUGUCCUAAUACCUGUUGUGAUACCUUUCCUAUUUCGCUGUGUGUCUCUACAGAACGCCUACAAGUCUGACUACAACAACGUGUACAGGGGUUCUGGCUGGGUUCCUAUUGGCUCUAUGGGGGUGGAGUUGGCUAAGACAGCCAUGGCUGCCCUAAAUGAGCACGGCUACCGUGUGCACCCCAGCACCCUGAAGUUCACCAGUCUGACUGACCAGAUGAACAUGGCCCUUGCCAUGACCAACACCAAGUUACUUGAUGACGUAAGAACUAAAACUAACUUUGAUUAUUGUUUAUUGUUUUUUUUAGGAUCUAUUUUAGCUCACCAAGGCUAGUCUUUCAGGAGUCAUACAUUUAUUGAGUUUACAUAAAAGAUAUGAGGAAAUGAAUGGUUUUCAUGUAUUUAUUCCAUGUAUUUUAUUCCCUACUAUGGAUGUUGAAUGUGAUUACCUGGUUCUUUCUCUCUGUGCAGGCUUCAUACAGAGCGUCUGGCGAGAAGUUCAAGCAUACCUACAACCUGCCUGCAGACAGCCCUCAGUUCCUCCAGGCCAAGUACAACGCCCAGACCAUGAGCGAGGUCAGUACACACCCACAAACACACACAGACUCAAUUUCUCUGACAUUUUAAAGAUGUGCAAGUACAAGUAUUGCCUACAGAUAGGCGAUGUUUGACUGUGUUUGACUGUGUUUGACUGUGUUUGACUGUGUUUGACUGUGUUUGACUGUGGUUGACUGUGGUUGACUGUGGUUGACUGUGGUUGACUGUGUUUGACUGUGUUUGACUGUGGUUUCUUUGAUUUCUCUUAGUCUCACUACAAGCACAAGUGGGUGGAAGAUGUCGCCAAAGGAUACGACAUGAGGUCAGAUGCUAUCUCUGUCAUCCAUGCUAAGCACGGCAGACAUAUUGCCAGUGAUGUAAGUACACAAUAAAUCCCCAGGACAACAUAAAGAGCUAUACUGUAUGUAGUCUGUAUAGUCAACAACAAUGUUCCUACGUUGAAUAGUGUCAGAUGAUCAGAUUAUUAUUUUACUUCUUCCUUUUAGAUCCAGUACAAGAAAGACCAUGUGAAGGGAAGAGGCAAACAAGUCGGCUGCCGUAAUCUUCAGGAUGACCCCUUGCUAGUGCACUACAUGCAGGUGGCCAAGAUGCAGAGUGAGAGGAACUACAAGAAGGACUACCACAAGUCCAAGCUGAAGUACUGCUCCCCAGUUGACAUGAUGAGUGUUGCACAUGCUAAGCAAGCCUCUGCAGUGCAAACCUAUGCUGGCUACAGGAAGGUCCAACACCACUACACUCUUCUCCCUGACUCCAUGAACUUUGCGUUGGCUCGCACCAUGAAUGCCAGUUCCAGUGAUGUGAGUUUUUGUGACUUCAUCCUAGUACCAGGGGUGUACGUUUUCUGUUAAAUAGCUUUCGGGUAUCAAAUACUUCAUUCAUUUGCCUUUGUUUUUUUCUCCAGCACGAGUACAAGUCUGACUGGAACAACUUCGUGAGAGGAACUGGAUGGAUUCCCAUUGGCUCACUGCCGGUAGAGCUUGCAAAGGUUGGCUCGGACAUCCAGAGUGAACAUAAGUACCGUACACACCCCUCCAAAUUCCAGUUCAAGAAGCUGAUGGACUCCAUGGACAUGGUCCUGGCCACUGACAACAACAAGAUCAUGAACAAGGUACACUAUAAACUGUAACGCCAUAUUGGAAAUUAAAAAAAUGUGAUGUUUUCUUGUUAGUCCUAAUGUUAUUAUUUAUCUAUGUUUGUGUCAAUUACAUUGCAGCAAGAAUACACCAAACAAUGGCACACGGAUAAGCUCAAAAUCCAUGUGAUGCCAGAUGCCCCUGAGAUUGUCCUGGCCAAGGCUAAUGCUAUCAACAUGAGUCAGGUAUGAUCAUCAAGUCACAUCUUCCAAUAUCACUACUAACUAAUAAUGUACAUGACGGUAUACUCGUUGCCCCUUUCUAACUAGUUAUUAUCAUUUUAAUGAUAAUCUAUAGAAUCUAAACUACUUUCAAAAGUCUUUGAAAAUCACAGACAUUCAAACUGUAAUUUAAAAGUGAGAACCCUGUAUUUAAUGGUCAUUUUUUGGCUCUGUUUCUAAGCUCCGUCUAUAUACAUUUUCAGAAACUCUACAAAUCCGGUCUGGAGGACAUGUAUAAAAAGGGCUACGACCUCAAACCUGAUGCCAUCGCCAUUCUGGCUGCCAAGAAAGGCACUACCAUUGCCAGUGACGUAAGUGGAAAAUAAUUUCAUUUCUGCGUUUGCUUGCUGCAUAGACCCUGUUUCCUUGCCAGCUAUAUAUUGUAUAACUAUUAAGUUAACUAUCUAAGAUGUGCCAAAUAAAUUCUCUCCAGCUGGGUUUUGCUAAUGUUGCUCACUACUAAUGUUAGCUAAGCUUCCAAGACCAAGCUUCUUGGUGACAGCAGCAGAGACAAUCCCCUCCUCUAUUAAGAUGCCUGCUGUCUAAUAUUUGUUUGUGCGUGCUGCAAACUGCGUUUUGAGGUACUUGCAUAAUUUUAUAAGCUGGGUUGUCUGUCCUAGUAGGAAAUGUUGACAAACAAAAAGGUGUAAUCGCAUAGAGCUAACUGCAUUAUUCGAUUAAAAAAAGUAAUAAUAAUCACUGCAUUAGGGAUAGCGUGCACAGACGUUUCGGCUUUACUGCCUUCUUCAGUGAGAGGAUACCUGGCUUGAUGAAGCCCCAAAACAAGUUAAAAGCUUGAACAGAAGCCAGUUACUUAAUAAAUCCCAUCAAAAACGGUUUUCCUCUCUAGGUUUCUUCCUAUUUCUGCCUUUCUAGGGAGUUUUUCCUAGCCACCGUGCUUCUACAUCUGCAUUGCUUGCUGUUUGGGGUUUUAGGCGGGGUUUCUGUAUAGCGCUUUGUGACAUCUGCUGAUGUAAAAAGGGCUUUAUAAAUACAAUUUGAUUGAUUUUCUGUAAACUAUAAACAGUGGCUUGCGAAAGCGUUCACCCCCCUUGGCAUUUUUCUUAUUUUGUUGCCUUACAACCUGGAAUUAAAAUUUAUUUUUGGGGGGGUUGUAUCAUUUGAUUUACACAACAUGCCUACCACUUUGAAGAUACAAAAUCUUUUUUAUUGUUAAACAAACAAGAAAUAAGACAAAAAAAACAGAACAUGAGCGUGCAUAACUAUUCACCCCCCCCCAAAGUCAAUACUUUGUAGAGCCACCGUUGGCAGCAAUUACAGCUGCAAGUCUCUUGGGGUAUGUCUCUAUAAGCUUGGCACAUCUAGCCACUGGGAUUUUUGCCCAUUCUUCAAGGCAAAACUGCUCCAGCUCCUUCAAGUUGGAUGUGUUCCGCUGGUGGACAGCAAUCUUUAAGUCAUACCACAGAAUCUCAAUUGGAUUGAGGUCUGUGCUUUGACUAGGCCAUUCCAAUACAUUUAAAUGUUUCCCCUUAAACCACUCGAGUGUUGCUUUAGCAGUAUGCUUAGGGUCAUUGUCCUGCUGGAAGGUGAACCUCUGUCCCAGUCUCAAAUCUCUGGAAGACUGAAACAGGUUUCCCUCAAGAAUUUCUCUGUAUUUAGCGCCAUCCAUCAUUCCGUCAAUUUUGACCAGUUUCCCAGUCCCUGUCGAUGAAAAACAUCCCCACAGCAUGAUGCUGACUCCACCAUGCUUCACUGUGGGGAUGGUGUUCUCGGGGUGAUGUGAGGUGUUGGGUUUGUGCCAGACAUAGCGUUUUCCUUGAUGGCCAAAAAAGCUCAAUUUUAGUCUCAUCUGACCAGAGUACCUUCUUCCAAAUGUUUGGGGAGUCUCCCACAUGCCUUUUUGCGAACACCAAACGUGUUUGCUUAUUUUUUUCUUUAAGCAAUGGCUUUUUUCUGGCCACUCUUCCGUAAAGGCCAGCUCUGUGGCGUGUACAGCUUAAAGUGGUCCUAUGGACAAAUACUCCAAUCUCCGCUGUGGAGCUUUGCAGCUCCUUCAGGGUUAUCUUUGGUCUCUUUGUUGCCUCUCUAAUUAAUGCCCUCCUUGCCUGGUCUGUGAGUUUUGGUGGGCGGCCCUCUCUUGGCUGGUUUGUUGUGGUGCCAUAUUCUUUCAAUUUUUUAAAUAAUGGAUUUAAUGGUGCUCCGUGGGAUGUUCAAAGUUUCUGAUAUUUUUUUUAUAACCCAACCCUGAUCUGUACUUCUCCACAACUUUGUCCCUGACCUGUUUGGAGAGCUCCUUGGUCUUCAAGGUGCCGCCUGCUUGGUGGUGCCCCUUGCUUAGUGGUGUUGCAGACUCUGGGGCCUUUCAGAACAGGUGUAUUUAUACUGAGAUCAUGUGACACUUAGAUUGCACGCAGGUGGACUUUAUUUAACUAAUUAUGUGACUUCUGACGGUAAUUGGUUGCACCAUAUCUUAUUUAGGGGCUUCAUAUUAAAGGGGGUGAAUACAUAUGCACGCACUACUUUUCCGUUAUUUAUUUUUGGUUUUCUUUGAAACAAGUUAUUUUUUUUCAUUUCACUUCACCAAUUUGGGCUAUUUUGUAUAUGUCCAUUACAUGAAAUCCGAAUAAAAAUCAAUUUGAAUUGCGGGUUGUGGUGCAACAAAAUAGGAGAAAUGCCAAGGGGGAUGAAUACUUUUGCAAGGCACUGUACUUACUUCGAUAGCCGAAAUGGCAUCAAGUCUAUUGUCAAUAAACACUGGCGUAUAUAAUCAUCAGACUCCUCUUUAGAUUCUGGCUACUCACCUAUAAACCAUGAAGAAAUGUAUCAAACAUAUUGGUUAAAUCAGAUGUGGUCAGAGAGAAAAAAAAAGGCAUUCAUAAAGGAUGUAGAUCAUGUACAUCUCCUGAGUGGCGCAGUGGUCUAAGGCUGUGCCACUAGAGAUCCUGGUUCGUAUCCAGGCUCUGUCGUAGACGGCCGCGACCGGGAGACCCAUGGGGUGGCGCACAAUUGGCCCAGCGUCGUCCAGGGUAGGGGAGGGAAUGGCCGGGUGUAGCUCAGUUGGUAGAGCAUGGCGUUUGCAAUGCCAGGGUUGUGGGUUCGUUUCCCACGGGGGGCCAGUAUGAAAAAAAUAAAAAAAAAAAAAAUAAUGUAUGCACUCACUAACUGUAAGUCGCUCUGGAUAAGAGCGUCUGCUAAAUGACGUAAAUGUAAAGCUAUCAACUGCUAUCAAUUGUGUAGAGAAUUAAUGUGUUGAUCAGAUGCAGCUUCUGUGGGCCUCCCGAGUGGCGCAGUGGUCUAAGGCAGUGCUAGAGGCGUCACUACAGACCCGGGUUCGAUCCCGGGCUGUAUCACAACUGGCCGUGAGUCCCAUAGGGCGGCGCACAAUUGGCCCAGCGUCGUGAGGGUUUGGCUCGGUACUUGGUACUUGGCUCGUCGCGCUCUAGCGACUCCUUAAGCGGGUGGUUUGGCGGGUCAUGUUUUGGAGGACACAUGACUCGACAUUCGGCUCCUGAGCCAGUUGGGGAGUUGCAGCGAUGAGACAAGAUCAAAAUUGGGGAGAAAAAGGGGGUAAAAUACAAAUAAAUAAAAUAAAAAAUAGAUCCUGCUGCUUCUGGAAUUGACUAAACACCUGUAUAUUUUUACAGUACAAGUACAAGCUGGAGUACGAGAAGGGAAGAGGCAAACAAGUCGGCUGCCGUAAUCUUCAGGAUGACCCCUUGCUAGUGCACUACAUGCAGGUGGCCAAGAUGCAGAGUGAGAGGAACUACAAGAAGGACUACCACAAGUCCAAGCUGAAGUACUGCUCCCCAGUUGACAUGAUGAGUCUUGCACAUGCUAAGCAAGCCUCUGCAGUGCAAACCUAUGCUGGCUACAGGAAGGUCCAACACCACUACACUCUUCUCCCUGACUCCAUGAACCUUGCGUUGGCUCGCACCAUGAAUGUCAGUUCCAGUGAUGUGAGUUAAGCAGUGUGACAGCAGUUACAUAGUAACAUAGUUCCAACUAAACAUAGUAAACAUUGGUGAUCAAUUAUACAUUGUUGCCACUCAUAUUAUUGUUUUGCUAAUCACCCUUUUUUCAACCCUAAUGUCUUUCUCCAGCACGAGUACAAGUCUGACUGGAACAACUUCGUGAGAGGAACUGGAUGGAUUCCCAUUGGCUCACUGCCGGUAGAGCUUGCAAAGGUUGGCUCGGACAUCCAGAGUGAACAUAAGUACCGUACACACCCCUCCAAAUUCCAGUUCAAGAAGCUGAUGGACUCCAUGGACAUGGUCCUGGCCACUGACAACAACAAGAUCAUGAACAAGGUAUGCUCAGACCGGACGUGUACAUUUGUGAAAAAUAAAGCUGUUAUCACAGUUUGUUUCUAAUGUUGCGUCUCGUAAUGAUAGUUAAUUGAUAAUAAUGGUUAAUUGAUUGGUGAAUCAUUUUGAUUGCAGCAAGAAUACACUAAACAAUGGCACAAGGACAAGCUCACAAUCCAUGUGAUGCCAGAUGCCCCUGAGAUUAUCCUGGCCAAGGCUAAUGCUAUCAACAUGAGUCAGGUAAGGCUACCUUUUUCGAACAUGUAUGUUACCAUCUAUCAUCAAAAUAUUCCUCUUUCUAUGCAUCAUGCUUUUACAAUAUAACUUGAAAUAUGUCUUGGAACUUGAAGUAUUUAGCAAUUGUUAUUUUGGUCAUAUUUUUAUAAAUAGUUUCUCCUCCAUUCCAGAAAAGCUACAAAGCAGGUCUGGAGGCGAUGUAUAAUAAGGGUUACGACCUGAAGGUUGAUGCCAUCGCCAUCCAGGCUGCCAAGCAGGGCACCAAAAUCGCCAGCGACGUGAGUGACUCAGACUAACAAUAAACAAUAAAAGGCUUUAAAACCAUUUUACAAUCUGCUCCAGCCUCUCCAACAUCUGUAUGUGUAUGUGAGUCUAUCAGAGGGGUUGGGAUAAAACAGAAGUAGAAUUUCCAUUGGAACUUGUAUACAAUAAAUUAUUCUUCUUCGAAAUAUUAACUUUCGUCCUGGGAAUAAUACAUUGUUUAUUUACACAGUACAAGUACAAGCUGAAUCACCAGAAGAAUAGGGGAAAACAAGUCGGCUGCCGUAAUCUUCAGGACGACCCCUUACUGGUGCACUACAUGGAGGUGGCCAGGUUGCAGAGUGACAAGAACUACAAGAAGGACUACCACAAGUCCAAGCUGAAGUACCGCUCCCCAGUAGACAUGAUGAGUGUUGCACAUGCCAAACAUGCCUCCACAGUGCAGACGUAUGCUGGCUACAGGAAGAUCCAACACCACUACACUGUGCUUGCUGAUGCCAUGAACGUGGAGUUGGCUAAGCAGAUGCAGACGAUCGCCAGUGAUGUGAGUAGUAUUUUAUUUUUCACUGACCAUGAUUUAUCCACUCCCCUAUUCUGAGCUGUUAAACCACAUCCAAAUCUGUUAUAAUUUAAAAUUAAAAUUAAAUUUGUAUUUUUUGCAGAAUUUGUACAAAAGUGACUAUGAGACUAGCAUCAAAGGCACAGGAUGGAUUCCCAUUGGUUCUCUGGAUGUAGAGAAAGCCAAAACAGCUGGCCUGAUUGGCAGUGAGAAACUUUACCGCCAACACCCCAGUGGCUUCAAGUUUACCAAAGACAUGCACUCCAUGGACCUCGUCCUGGCCAGUGCUAACAAUGCCAUCAUGAACAAGGUCAUUCUUUGUAUCUAUGUCUAUGCAUACUGUAUAUGUAUACAGUAUAUUAUAUACAAUACAAAUACAUGGUGAUAUAUCAAAACACUAACAAAUAUAUCUGUCUUAUAGCAAACAUACAUUGACGCCUGGAAUAAGGAUAAGACCGCUGUCCACAUGAUGACAGACUCAAUGGAGGUGGUUUUGGCCAGAGCCAACAUGAUCAACUGCAGUGAUGUAAGUCAUCCCUUCCGCACCUCAUUGUAGUGUUCAUUUAGGCAGUAUUUUCAUAAUUCAGUCAUUCAAAACAUGUUUUGUCUUCUCCUGUACAGACACUGUAUAAGCUUGCCAAUGAACAGGACAAGAAGAAGGGUUAUGACCUGCGCAACGAUGCUAUUGCAAUCCAGGCAGCCAAACAGGGCACAUCCAUUGCUAGUGAUGUAAGUAAAACACAGUUUUUUUAAUGAAACCUUUUUUUUAAUGAAACCUAAUUAUCAAAUUUUUAUGUAUUAAGUUCAAAUACAGGGCUGGCUACCGUAAGCAGAUUGGCCACCACAUUGGAGCCCGCUGCAUUGAGGAUGACCCUCUGCUCAUGCUGGCUCUGAACUCAGCCAAGAUUGCCAGUGAUGCUCUGUACAAGAAAGACUUCCACAAGUCCAAGACGAGGUUCCAUCUCCCAUUGGACAUGAUGGCCUUCGAGUUGGCCAAGAAGAACCAGAUUCAGGUCAACCAUGCCAAAUAUGUAACUCGCCUGCACAACUGGACCUGUCUACCAGACUCCAGUGAUGUCGUCCAUGCCAGACAUGUCUAUGACAUAGCGAGUGAUGUAAGUAUGAAUUAAGUAGAUCAUGUUUUUCCAGUGUAAUUGUCUUUAUUCCGUCCAUUUUGACCAUUGUGGUAUUGUUGUGUCUAGGCUGUGUACAAGGCUGAUCUCAAGAAUCUGCAAGGUAUCGGAUGGGUUCCCAUCGGCUCACUUGAUGUUGAGAAGGCAAAGAAAGCCGGGGAGGUCCUGAGUGAGAAGCUGUAUCGUCAGCACCCAAGCAACUUCAAGUUCACCAGCUCAGUUCAAGACAUGGGAAUGGUUUUGGCUAAACAAAAUAAUGAUAAUGCCAACAAGGUAUUUGGCUAACUUGUAUAUCUUUAUUAAUAAUUUGCCCUUGAAUGUAUCCCCUAGUUGAUUAUAUUCAAAUAAUGAUUCCAUCAUUUAAACCUGCUUUAAGGUAAUCUGAUCUCCCCUACUUUGCAUUAUAUUUGAGCCAAUGAUAUGAAGAGGCACUUCAUGUUGUUAGUUUGAACUUGAAACUCGUUAUUGCAGCAAGCUUACACUGAGGCAUGGGAGAAGGACAAGACCAAGAACCAUAUUAUGCCAGAUGCGAUGGAAGUGGUUUUGGCCAAUGCAAACAAAUCCAACUACAGUUGGGUAAGUAAAUGAUAGCACAAAGGUAACCCUCCUGAUGAAUGUAUACAUUCAAAAAGAAUACUUAUUGUUUUUUUGUUUUGUUUUCUGUAAAGUGUGUUGUAACUUUGUUAAAUGCACUUUAAAUAAAUUGUGAUUUGAUUUGAUUUGAAAUACCCAUAUAUAUGGAUGUUUUUUUCUUGUUCUUCAUACAGAACCAGUACAGAAAAGCAAUGGAAGAGGAUAAGAAGAAGGGCUAUGAUUUGCGCAAUGAUGCCAUUGCUAUCAUCGCAGCCAAGCAUGGCAGGGAAAUUAUCAGUGAUGUAAGUUAAUUGAACAUCUAUCCAUCAUAACCGAUUAUAGUUCUUUACUGUUUCAUGACACAAUACAAAAAAUGUACUUCUGGGAAAUAAAGACAAUCCUCAAGACUGCCAUUUCAUAUUUGCUUUCUAUAGCACAAGUACAAGACUGGCUACCGUAAGCAGGUUGGCCACCACAUUGGAGCCCGCUGCGUCGAGGAUGACCCUCUGCUCAUGCUGGCUAUUAACUCAGCCAAGAUUGCCAGUGAUGCCCUGUACAAGAAGGACUUCCACCAGUCUAAGACCAAGUUCCACCUCCCAUUGGACAUGAUGGCCUUUGAGUUGGCCAAAAAGAACCAGAUUCAGGUCAACCAUGCCAAAUAUGUAACUCGCCUGCACAACUGGACCUGUCUGCCAGACUCCAGUGAUGUCGUCCAUGCCAGACAUGUCUAUGACAUAGCGAGUGAUGUAAGUAUGAAUUAAGUAGAUCAUGUUUUUCCAGUGUAAUUGUCUUUAUUCCGUCCAUUUUGACCAUUGUGGUAUUGUUGUGUCUAGGCUGUGUACAAGGCUGAUCUCAAGAAUCUGCAAGGUAUCGGAUGGGUUCCCAUCGGCUCACUUGAUGUUGAGAAGGCAAAGAAAGCCGGGGAGGUCCUGAGUGAGAAGCUGUAUCGUCAGCACCCAAGCAACUUCAAGUUCACCAGCUCAGUUCAAGACAUGGGAAUGGUUUUGGCUAAACAAAAUAAUGAUAAUGCCAACAAGGUAUUUGGCUAACUUGUAUAUAUUUAUUAAUAAUUUGCCUUUGAAUGUUUCCCCUGGUAGAUUAUAUUCAAAUAAUGAUUCCAUCAUUUAAACCUGCUUUAAGAUUAUCUGAUCUCCCCUACAUUGCAUUAUAUUUGAGCCAAUGCUAUGAAUAGGUAUUUCAUGUUGUUAGUUUGAACUUGAAACUCGUUAUUGCAGCAAGCUUACACUGAGGCAUGGGAGAAGGACAAGACUAAGAACCAUAUUAUGCCAGAUGCGAUGGAAGUGGUUUUGGCCAAUGCAAACAAAUCCAACUACAGUUGGGUAAGUAAAUGAUAGCACAAAGGUAACCCUCCUGAUGAAUGUAUACAUUCAAAAAUAAUACUUAUUGUUUUUUUGUUUUGUUUUCUGUAAAGUGUGUUGUAACUUUGUUAAAUGCACUUUAAAUAAAUUGUGAUUUGAUUUGAAAUACCCAUAUAUAUGGAUGUUUUUUUUCUUGUUCUUCAUACAGAACCAGUACAGAAAAGCAAUGGAAGAGGAUAAGAAGAAGGGCUAUGACUUGCGCAAUGAUGCCAUUGCUAUCAUCGCAGCCAAGCAUGGCAGGGAAAUUAUCAGUGAUGUAAGUUCAUUGAACAUCUAUCCAUCAUAACCGAUUAUAGUUCUUUACUGUUUCAUGACACAAUAUAUAAAAUGUACUUCUGGGAAAUAAAGACAAUCCUCAAGACUGCCAUUUUCAUAUUUGCUUUCUAUAGCACAAGUACAAGACUGGCUACCGUAAGCAGGUUGGCCACCACAUUGGAGCCCGCUGCGUCGAGGAUGACCCUCUGCUCAUGCUGGCUAUUAACUCAGCUAAGAUUGCCAGUGAUGCCCUGUACAAGAAGGACUUUCACCAGUCUAAGACCAAGUUCCACCUCCCAUUGGACAUGAUGGCCUUUGAGUUGGCCAAGAAGAACCAGAUUCAGGUCAACCAUGCCAAAUAUGUAACUCGCCUGCACAAAUGGACCUGUCUACCAGACUCCAGUGAUGUCGUCCAUGCCAGGCAUGUCUAUGACAUAGCGAGUGAUGUAAGUAUGAAUUAAGUAGAUCAUGUUUUUCCAGUGUAAUUGUCUUUAUUCCGUCCAUUUUGACCAUUGUGGUAUUGUUGUGUCUAGGCUGUGUACAAGGCUGAUCUCAAGAAUCUGCAAGGUAUCGGAUGGGUUCCCAUCGGCUCACUUGAUGUUGAGAAGGCAAAGAAAGCCGGGGAGGUCCUGAGUGAGAAGCUGUAUCGUCAGCACCCAAGCAACUUCAAGUUCACCAGCUCAGUUCAAGACAUGGGAAUGGUUUUGGCUAAACAAAAUAAUGAUAAUGCCAACAAGGUAUUUGGCUAACUUGUAUAUCUUUAUUAAUAAUUUGCCCUUGAAUGUUUCCCCUAGUUGAUUAUAUUCAAAUAAUGAUUCCAUCAUUUAAACCUGCUUUAAGGUAAUCCGAUCUUCCCUACUUUGCAUUAUAUUUGAGCCAAUGAUAUGAAGAGGCACUUCAUGUUGUUAGUUUGAACUUGAAACUCGUUAUUGCAGCAAGCUUACACUGAGGCAUGGGAGAAGGACAAGACCAAGAACCAUAUUAUGCCAGAUGCGAUGGAAGUGGUUUUGGCCAAUGCAAACAAAUCCAACUACAGCUGGGUAAGUAAAUGAUAGCACAAAGGUAACCCUCCUGAUGAAUGUAUACAUUCAAAAAUAAUUCUUAUUGUGGAGAUACUGAUAUCUAUGGAUGUUUUAUUUUCUUCUUCAUACAGAACCAGUACAGAAAAGCAAUGGAAGAGGAUAAGAAGAAGGGCUAUGAUUUGCGCAAUGAUGCCAUUGCUAUCAUCGCAGCCAAGCAUGGCAGGGAAAUUAUCAGUGAUGUCAGUACUUAUUUUGUUAUCACGUUAUCACAAAGGAACUGACUAUAUCAAUACUGUGACACCUUUAAUUUACUGAAAUCCCCAUUACACACUUUCUACCUUUUUGGUUCGGUAUAGUACAAGUACAAGACAGGCUACCGCAAGCAGGUUGGCCACCACAUUGGAGCCCGCUGCGUCGAGGAUGACCCUCUGCUUAUGCUGGCUCUGAACUCAGCCAAGAUUGCCAGUGAUGCUCUAUACAAGAAGGACUUCCACCAGUCCAAGACCAAGUUCCACCUCCCAUUGGACAUGAUGGCCUUUGAGUUGUGCAAGAAGAACCAGAUCCAGGUCAAUGACUUCAACUACAGAACUCACCUGCACAACUGGACCUGUCUGCCAGACUCCAAUGAUGUCGUCCAGGCCAGACAUGUCUAUGACAUUAAUAGUGAGGUAAGUUUCAAAAGUUCCUCCAGCUCUUUCCUGUAAAAUUUGUACUCACAUUGUUAAUGAAACAUCCUGGAUUGGUCAAACCCAGUGAUAAAAGGUUACCGAUGGCAACAUGUAAUGGGAGUAUGAUAUCCCUCUUAGGCGGUGUACAGGGCUGACAUGAAGUGGCUCAGGGGAAUGGGAUGGGUCCCCAUUGGCUCACUUGAUGUGGAAAAAGCCAAGAAGGCCGCCGAGAUCUUGAGUGAAAGGAAAUACCGCCAGCACCCCAGCACUCUGGCCUUCAAAAGUCCCCUCGAUGGCAUGGAUAUCGUUCUGGCCAAAAGUAACGCCCAGAUCAUGAACAAGGUAAACUUCAACUAACUUCUUCCAACUAACUACACAGUUUCCUGUUACAGCAGAAUUCAAUAAAAUAAGAUCGAUUUUGGGGGUUUUAUGGAGCUGCUGAAAAAAUGUGCAGUGUUUGUACACUAAGGCAUGGGAGGACAAAGUCCACCCCAACAUCAAGUCUAAUACCCUAUCUAAUACUGUACAUAGACACAGUGUCUAAUACAUAUACUGAGUGUACAGCUCUUUCCAUGACAUAGACUGACCAGGUGAAUCCAGGUGAAGGCUAUGAACCCUUAUUGAUGUCACCUGUUAAAUCCACUUAAAUCAGUGUAGAUGAAGGGGAGGAGACAGGUUAAUGAAGGAUGUUUAAGCCUUGAGACAAUUGAGACAUGGAUUGUGUAUGUGUGCCAUUCAGAAUGUGAAAUAGCAAGAAUAAAGAUUUAAGUGCCUUUGAACGGGGUAUGGUAGUAGGUGCCAGGCGCACCGGUUUGAGUGUGUCAAGAACUGCAACGCUGCUGGGUUUUUCAUGCUCAACAGUUUCCCGUGUGUAUCAAGAAUGGUCCACCACUCAAAGGACAUCCAGCCAACUUGACACAACUGUGGGAAGCAUUGGCGUCAACAUGGGCCAGCAUCCCUGUGGAACGCUUUCGAUACCUUGUAGAGUCCAUUCCCCGACGAAUUGAGGCUGUUCUGAGGGCAAAAGGGGGUGCAACUCAAUAUUAGGAAGGUGUUCCUAAUGUUUUGUACACUCCGUGUGGAUGCUUUUUUAACUAUGUCUGUCACUCAGACCAGUCGUUUAGAUCAAGGGUUCCCAAACCUUUUCACUCUGCCCCCCUUCCAGCUCCCCCCUGAGCACGCGUGCACGCGCCACGUCUAUUUCUAUGGGCAGAAGCACUGUUCAUGACACAAACUGUUCACACCCCUCUUUUUGGUGGAGAGAAUUUUGCAGGUUUAAAGCUUAUUUCCUGCAAUUCUACACAUUUUGUCAUUACAUUUGUGGUGCAAAGAACAUUUUACAGUUUUAAAGCCCAUGUCUAAUGUGUAUUCAUGUGAUAUUUGAGUGACAAAAAAAUUACAACUAAAUCUAUGGGGUUAAAAACCUAAAUAAAAAAUGAGCUAGUUUAUCUGGACAUUUCUGACAAGUUAUAAAUAGCUCUCUAAGGUAUUCAAUGACUAACAUGACAAGGAACUGAUGAUGCACUACCCAAUUUCGAAAUUGCACCUUGUGCAUUCUACUAUUACAACUUUCAAGAGUAAGUUUAAAGGGACCCUGGCAGGGGAGGGGGGGGGGACCCCGGCGCCAACCCCUGCCGACCCCUUGCACGCCCCACGGUUUGGGAACCACUGGUUUAGAUGAUCAAUCUUUCAUUUCUGUUUGCUUUUCUGUCUGUGAGAAAUGAAGUGCAAAAAAUAUAUUGUUGUUAUUAUUAUUUUCUUAUAACAUAGCAAUUUUUAUCUCGUAUUUCAGCGCCAGUAUGUUGAACAAUGGGAUGCUGAUAAGAUCAAAAUCCAUGUCGGCAAUGAGCUUCCAGAACUUGUGCUGGCCAAGGCCAACGCGAUCACCAUGAGCAACGUAGGUCCUCCUUACUUUACCUUAAGAUGUUUUUGUUCACUCAAGUUGAUCUAGUUGUAUCUAUAUGUACUGUAUAUGUACUGUAUAGCUAUCUGAUCUAUAUAUCUGUCAACCUCUUCCAUGUUUUGCGACUCGUUUUUCUUGUUCUUUCUCCUUUUUAUAGAAACUGUACAAACAAGGAUAUGAUGAUACCAUCAAGAAGGGCUAUCACCUUCCUGUCGAUGCUAUCUCUGUCAAGGCUGCCAAGCACGGUAGAGAGAUUAUCAGCGAUGUGAGUACUGUAUUUUUGUCCCCCUUUUUUCACAUUAUUUUUUUCUCCAUCAUUUGACCAUUUCCAAAGCCUUAAGCUACAUUAUCAUUGAUGUAAAUUACAUUUUUAAGACGUUUUCCUAAUUAUUAAAGUGCUAAGGAAGCGUUAUACUAAUAACAAUUCCUGAAUCAAUUCCUGAAAAGUGAAUAACUCAGGCAUAAAUACACUUGAAAUGUCUUCUUUGAAACACUGACAAAUUUAUAAGGAAAAGACAUUCAAUAAGUGCACCCUUGUCUGACUGAAGAAGGUACACUCAAAUUAUCUUCUGAUCUCUUUCAGUACAAGUACAAGUCUGGCUACAGCAAGCAGGUUGGGCACCACAUUGGAGCGCGCUGCGUUGAGGAUGACCCUCUGCUCAUGCUGGCUAUUAACUCAGCCAAGAUUGCCAGUGAUGCUCUAUACAAGAAGGACUUCCACCAGUCCAAGACCAAGUUCCACCUCCCAUUGGACAUGAUGGCCUUCGAGUUGUGCAAGAAGAACCAGAUCCAGGUCAAUGACUUCAACUACAGAACUAAACUGCACAACUGGACCUGUCUGCCAGACUCCAGUGAUGUCGUCCACGCCAGGAGGGUCUACGAUCUGCAUAGUGACGUAAGCUCCUUCUCAAUAUACUGAAUCAAAUGUUUUGUUUCUUUUCCAUUAACCCACUUACCAUUUUUUAAAAUGUAGUCAGUAAGUGUGAUUGUUUGUUUGAUUGAUUGAUGCUCUCCACUCCUCAGGCUGUCUACCAUGCCGACAUGGAGUUCAUUAGAGGUACUGGCUGGGUCCCCAUCGGCUCUCUGGAUGUGUUGAAAGCCAAGAAAGCUGCAGAGAUCCUGAGCGACCGCCUCUACAAGCAGAAACCAGAUACUCUUAAAUCACAC
Coregonus sp. 'balchen' is the source of this 31702-nucleotide messenger RNA. NCBI's taxonomy places the organism in Eukaryota, Metazoa, Chordata, Actinopteri, Salmoniformes, Salmonidae. The record is from the annotation of a GenBank genome assembly.